UCCUCCCGAGCGGCCUGCUGGUCGCCAGGCAACGGCAGCCCCCCCGCGGUGACGCGGGGCACGUCGCGGUCCGGCGGCGGUGUGGCCCAGCCAGCCUGCUGCGUCAGCGCGCCCUCCCGGAAGCGGCGGGGUGGUCGACAUGGCGGCCUCCUCGUCGGGCUUAGGCCUGGGCCUGGGCCUAGGCCUUGGCGGCGGCGGCGUGGGCCCAGGCUCCGAGGCCGGGGACUUCCUGGCGCGGUACCGUCUGGUGUCCAACAAGCUGAAGAAGCGGUUCCUGCGGAAACCGAACGUGGCCGAGGCCGGCGAGCAGUUCGGGCAGCUGGGCCGGGAGCUGCGCGCCCAGGAGUGCCUGCCCUACGCAGCCUGGUGCCAGCUGGCCGUAGCGCGCUGCCAGCAGGCGCUGUUCCAUGGGCCGGGGGAGGCGCUGGCCCUGACCGAGGCCGCGCGCCUCUUCCUGAGACAGGAGUGCGACGCUCGACAGCGUCUGGUCUGCCCCGCCGCCUAUGGCGAACCGCUGCAGGCGGCCGCCAGCGCCCUGAGCGCCGCCGUGCGCCUGCACCUGGAGCUGGGCCAGCCGGCCGCCGCCGCUGCCCUGUGCCUGGAACUGGCCGCUGCCCUGCGCGACCUCGGCCAGCCGGCCGCCGCCGCCGGCCACUUCCAGCGUGCCGCCCAGCUGCACCUGCCCCAGCUGCCCCUGGCCGCGCUGCAGGCGCUCGGCGAUGCCGCCUCGUGCCAGCUGCUGGCGCGCGACUACACAGGUGCCCUGGCGGUCUUCACGCACAUGCAGCGCCUGGCACGCGACCACGGCAGCCACCCCCUGCCGCCGCCGCCCCUGCCGCUGCAGCCUCCGCCCCCGCAGCCGCCGCCGCCGCCGCCGCCGCCGCAGCAGCAGCAGCAGCAGCAGCCCCCGCCUCCGCCCCCGCCCCUACCCCUGCGACCCCAGCAGCCGGCACCCGGGGCGGCCUCCACUGCGUCCCUCCCCGCGAACGCUGGCUCGGCGGCUCCGUCCCCCGCCACGCUGGGCGCCUUCUCGGACGUACUGGCCCGGUGCGAGGUGUCCCGCGUACUGCUGCUGCUGCUCCUGCAGCCACCACCAGCCAAGCUGCUGCCCGAGCACGCCCAGACGCUGGAGAGGUACUCCUGGGAGGCCUUCGACAGCCACGGGCAGGACUGCAGCAGCGGCCAGCUUCCCGAGGAACUGUUCUUGCUGCUUCAGUCCUUAGUCAUGGCUACCCAUGAGAAAGACACGGAAGCCAUCAAGUCGCUGCAGGUGGAGAUGUGGCCACUGCUGAGUGCCGAGCAGAACCACCUCCUUCACCUCGUUCUGCAAGAAACCAUCUCCCCCUCGGGACAGGGCGUCUGAUGAGUCACAUCAACCAGACCCCCUUUUGCCAGACCCCCCCACACCCAGAGCGGCGACCCCCCCCGCCCCCCAGUUUGGCACUGGGGAGAAAUAAAAGGUGGUCUUCCUGC
Messenger RNA from Perognathus longimembris pacificus (Pacific pocket mouse), 1473 nucleotides. It is a transcript of the gene F8a1, whose product is annotated as coagulation factor VIII associated 1. Gene Ontology annotation, molecular function: protein binding. Gene Ontology annotation, cellular component: early endosome. The record is from RefSeq and is a predicted model, not a curated record. Gene Ontology annotation, biological process: vesicle cytoskeletal trafficking. Lineage: Eukaryota; Metazoa; Chordata; Mammalia; Rodentia; Heteromyidae. The coding region runs from base 140 to 1363 and encodes 407 amino acids. The transcript has a single exon.